This is a messenger RNA of Carassius auratus (goldfish), 2261 nucleotides long. RefSeq names its product zinc finger protein 501-like. The transcript is spliced from 4 exons. Lineage: Eukaryota; Metazoa; Chordata; Actinopteri; Cypriniformes; Cyprinidae. Bases 59 to 1555 code for a protein of 498 amino acids. The record is from RefSeq and is a predicted model, not a curated record. Gene Ontology annotation, molecular function: DNA-binding transcription factor activity, RNA polymerase II-specific; RNA polymerase II cis-regulatory region sequence-specific DNA binding. Gene Ontology annotation, biological process: regulation of transcription by RNA polymerase II.
GUAAAUCCAGCGGGAAAACCACUGAAGAAGAAAAGACGGUUGGAGGCUUACAGACUCGAUGUUGAGCAUGAAAGCACAGGUGGAUGUGGUCUGCUGUAAAUCAGUAGGAACUGAUCUGUCCAUGCUGGAUAUUGAGGAUUUCAUCACAGAAAUCUGUCAGCUGAAGAAAGAGGUGGCUUCACUGGAGGCAAAGCUGAGAGAAAGAGGAGACAAACUGAACAGAGAGGAUUCAGUCUGGAGCGUCAGAGAUCAGAGAUCCAGAGAAACACAGGACUCAGAGCUCAGCCUCACUUUACUCUGUUAUACUGACGCUCAGGAUCAUGAAUCCACUGAUCAAACCUCUGACUGUAACGCUGGAGAACAGCAGAUGCUGCAGACACCGCUGAAGAUGUGCUCCGUCAAACUGGUGGACUGCAGGAACCUGAUCGAGAGCAGAGGAGAAGAAACCACCGCAGAGAAACAACAACAACAACACACUGAUGAGGAAGAGGAGGAGGAGGAGAAUAAUGGGGAGGAUGAUGAUGAUGAUUUCAUUCCUCCAGAUGAUAAAGGCUGUUCAUCUUCUGAUGCAGAAACAGAUUUGACAUCAAAAGAGCAGCUGACGGUCAAGAGUUUCUCCUGCAGCACCUGUGGAAAAACACUGAGUUCAGUGGGUCAUUUAGUAAGACAUGAGAGAAAACACACAGAACGAAAAGACUUCACCUGUAGGAGAUGCAAAAUCAGCUUUCCUACCGCAGAAGAGAGGAGACUUCAUUGGAAAGAGCACAUCGGGAAGAAGGAGUUUCACUGUGAACAGUGCGGCAAGGUUUUUUUCAUUCAUUCUAGACUAAAAGUUCACUUGAACAGUCACGGUGAAAAGUCUUUCCACUGCAGCGAAUGUGACAAGUAUUUCAGCACCAAAGGAAGUCUUGAUUCUCAUAAGCGAAUCCACACGGGAGAAAGACCAUACAAGUGUCCUCACUGCGAGAAGAGCUUCAACCAGGGAUCUCAUCUGAAGAAACAUGUGCGUGUUCACACCAAUGAGAGACCGUAUCAGUGCAGUGAAUGUGGCAAAGCCUUUAAAAGCUCAUGCUCUCUAAAGUCACACCUGACCAUCCACUCCGAUGAGAAACCGUUUCAGUGCAAACACUGUGACAAACAAUUCCGUUUGAUUUAUUGUCUGAAAAAUCAUGAGAGGACUCACACCGGAGAGAAACCAUAUCUGUGCUCCUACUGCGGGAAGAGCUAUUCUGAUCAACGUUCUUUUUUUUCUCAUAAGAGAAUCCACACUGGAGAAAAACCAUAUCACUGCAGCAUCUGUGGGAGGAGUUUCAGAAAAAAUAGUAUUUUACAAAAGCACAAGAGGACUCAUACUGGAGAAAGACCGUUCAAAUGCUUUCAGUGUGAAAAGACGUUUUCUCGAUCAGACAUCCUAAAGGUCCAUCAGCGAGUUCAUACAGGAGAGAAACCUUACUCCUGCUCCAUCUGCGGUGAGAGAUUUGCUUAUUUAGGUAGUUUUCAGACCCACCAGAACAAACACGCUAAAGAACAAACUGCUCCAGAAUCAUCAGAAUGACUUUCAUCAGUCAAUCUGGAAAAGAAAUCUUGUUUGGCUCGUCCUGAAAGUGUUCAUUGAGUUGUUACUGCCAGUAGGGGGCAGUGAACUUUUUUCAUUCUGUAGAUUAGGGUUAUUCAAAUCUUGCCCUGGAGGGCGAAUGCAGUGGAGAGUUUGUCUCCAAUGAAAUCCAAUCCAUCUGCCUGUGAUUUUCUAAUUAUCCCCAAAAUAUUGUUUAGCAUGAUUAGGUGUGUUUGACCACGGUUGGUGCCAAACUCUGCACCGCAUUGGCCCUCCAGGGCAAGAUUUGAAUAGCCCUGCUGUAGAUUGAUCCAAGUGUUGUAUAUAAUGUCAUGUUUGACAGAAUAGAGCUAUGAUUUUAUGUUAAACCAGAUAGAACUAUUAAAAAUCCUCAAAAUGAAAUACUACAAUAAUAUGAUCACCUAGAUUUCAUAAGGCAUGUUUAAUGUGGUGAAAUGCAUGAAGGAGAGUCUGGCAAAUACACUCUGCUUUUUCAUUGCUGGACCGGUUUCUUUCAAUCAAGAAAGAGCCAUUGUUUAACUAUCAAUUUCAUCACUGUUUUUCAAGAGCAUUUAUGCCGCCAUGUAAGGUAAGAUAUUAACUUUGUAGAAACAAAUCCUCUGGGAGGAAAAGUUUGUUGGUUUUAUGGCAGCUACUUGAACUUAACUGUAAUGUCAAAUAGAAUUAAAGAUCAGAUAACAUUAAA